Molecule: messenger RNA, 10312 nt
Organism: Lytechinus pictus (painted urchin)
Lineage: Eukaryota; Metazoa; Echinodermata; Echinoidea; Temnopleuroida; Toxopneustidae
Exons: 12
Coding region: 113-8167 (2684 amino acids)
Source: RefSeq, a predicted model, not a curated record
AGAAGAUGAACACCAUACCCAAAGAUGAUUCUACCGAUUAAAACAAAGACCUUCUGGAUAAAAUGGUCCUUGAACUCACGGUUUUAUAAAUAAGGGAACUUAGAUCUUUACCAUGGAGUCAGAUCAACGGGUUUUGCCACCCAAAACAUCACCUGUAACCAUCGAGGUGUCGUUGAACCAUCGACGAAAAGACCUUCCGGCAAACAGUAUCGCUGCGGUACAAGUCAAACACGAUGCCACUGUUUCUAUGAAGAUACCUCUCUUAAAACAGCCUCGAUAUCGCUCAGAGGCUUUUCUUGCCAUUUCACCUUCACUACCGAAUCCUAAGGAAGUCAAGUUUCGCAACUCUGUGGAACACAUUCCAACUGGCUCGAAGACUGUGUCGCAAGGAUCUAAAUUCGCAAGGGGAGCUUUAAAAGCAAGUGGGGAGGAGUGCAAUCGGUGUGUUUUUUAUCAUAGUGGAAAAGAAAAUGGUGAAAUUGACUUCAAACGACAUGAACCAGAGGAUCCUAAAUCGAAGAGGACAUCCUUGAAUGGAGGUGGAUCUGAAGAGAAAUCACUGAGGAAACAGAGGGCGCUUGAUAUAGACACAACAAGACAUUGCUCACCUCUACGACGACAAGGAAGGGUGCAAUUUGAAAUUGAUAGUGUUUCCCCAAACGGUCAAUCUACUCUUGGAAAUUUUUCGACUGAAUCAUUUGUAGACUCCAAAUCGUGCUCUUUGGAAACUGAAAAAGUGAUGGAAGCUAGCAGGGAAGAAAAUUCUGGCAGUGAAUUAAGUCCAAUCAGUGAGCUCAAAAAGUUUAUAGAAGAUGAGAAAGAACAACAAAAUCAACCAAAGGAGGCAGCCACGAAAGAUCAAGGUGAAUUGUUGGAAACCAGUACGGAUUCCCUUGAAUCUGGAUCAGAGAUCAAUCCGUUGUGGGUUCUAGAUUCGAUUACAGCGUCUGUAGAAAAAUGCAAUUCUCCUGCCUAUGAAACAAUUUUUGAAGAGGAGGUAGAUAGUGAAAUAGUGUUAGAUAGUCAUUCUGAUGGAAAAAUAGAAACUUCUUCACCUGGAGAAGAGGGAGUAGAGAACAUAUCUGGUGCUACUGCAGAUGUUAAAACAGUUCCCCAGAAGGAGGGAUAUAAACGACUUUCGCAAGGGAGUGAUGGAUCAUUUGGAUUCGAACCACAAUACGAAGAGGAUUUCAGCGGAUACGUGGAAGGAAAGGAAUACUUUAAGAACUUGCCAACAUUCCAUCGUUUAUUGACAAGUGCAGAAAAGGAGGAACUUGAUGAUGUGCAAAUCCAAAAGAACGAGUUGAUCACUUUGCGACUUGAAGAGCAGAUACCAGGACUCCAUGAGCAAAGUGACUAUGCCCAGGAUAUGAUGGAUACUCACGCAAUGAGGUCGGAAUACUGGGACUAUCCAUAUCCCUCUCAAAGUGAGGCCUUUGACAAGGCCCUGAGGUCUGAAGAUAAAAGAAGUCAACUGCUCGAGAAUAUGAGAAUGAAGAUCCGUGGGCGGUUAAGACAACCUGGCAAUUCAAGUAGCGACAGUGGUUGUCAGGACACCGAUGCUAACCAUAGUUCACUUGAUGAAUCAGAUGCUACGAAUCGUUUGCAUUCCAACAAAGGACAGUGCCAGGAACAGGCCAAGUCACAGAUUGAAAAAGAACAAACAAAUUACACGUCCGAUUCGGGUGUAGAUAGAGAAGAAUCUGAUGUGAAAAUAAGAACCUCUUUAAAGACAGAAUCUUCUUCUCUAGAUCAAUCUUCUUCAAACAGAAGGCAAAUUCUUGAAGGUCUUCAGAAACUAAUUACAUCUUCAAAGAAAACAGAGUACAGUUUGCCACAAGACAAUAACCAUCAUCCUGAUACGCAAAUUAAUAACAUUGGUCUCGUUUCUCUGACUGGAAAUGGACCUUCUAUCCCUGCAAGGCCGAUGGCCCUUGGACAGCUCAAAUUCGUGCAUUAUGAAAACAUAACUAUUGUUAAGAAACGUGUUGAUGAAGAUGAUAGUGAAGUACAUCCCAAUACCCCGAAUGGUAAUCAAGGUGCAAAAGAAAAUUGCAGGACCAUAAAGGACGAGAAAAUGGGAAAUCAAGAAUCUAUUGUAGAACCCAUCGAUAUUGAUUUAUCAGAUCCAGAUGUAUUAGAAGCAACGAAAAGAAUGCAAUUGGCCUUUCGGAAGAGAAGGGAACUCCAUGGGUCAAAAAAGUUCAGAUCAAUGCAGAGAAUGCGAGCCGAAUCAGAUUCGGUUUCCUAUAGAUCUUUAGGCAUUUGUAGUUCAGCGUCUUUGGAAAAUCAUAAUCCAUUUCAGGUUGACACUCCCACAGAGAACAGAGGGGUUCAGAUGAUCAGACACCAUUCACUUCCAAUCGAUUUCGCCAAUUCUCAAGCUCACAAAAAUGUAAGAGGUGAUAACAUUCCUCCUGAUUCGCUCAAGACUAAAGAAAAAGCAAAAGAGAGGGUUUGCAAGAAACUUUCACGACAAAAAUCAGUUUCACAAUAUCAGCCUUACGCCACCUCAUUAAUAGAACAGCAAGAACAAUCUUUAACAGAUAAUAGACUCUCAGUUCAAUCUGUUGAAGAAAAUGACAGAGAAUUAGAACCAUUUGAAAAUGGAAACCCGGGCAUUGCUCUUUCAGAAGAAGUUUUCAUCAAAGAAGUAGCAGACAACACGCGUGCGCCACUUGGUCCUUCGUCUCCAAGCGAGGUGGUGAAUCCGAGUAUGGAACUCUCCAAAGAAACAUCUGAAGGAGAAGAUCUAGAUAAGAAACUGAGAUGUAUCACGGGAAAUGACCAGCAACCAAUGGAUACCUCAGAAGAAAACCUGCAAGAGUCUGGUCCCGGUACGGUCCUGGAACCUGAUAUUGAUCUUAAAGAUCCUAAAGUUCAAGAUGCAUCGAAGAUGAUUCAGCAAGUCUUUCGUCGUAAGAAGUUGCACAGCAAGAGAAGCAAAGGAUCGGUAGAGGACAAAGCAUGCAAAAAAGUACAAGCAAAUAAAGCAAAUUCUUUAAACCAUUUCGCAUCACCUCCAGAUACUCCUAUUACCAAAGAAAUGCAAAAAGUUUCUGAUUCUGAUAGAACUGAUUGCCCUCCGAUUUUAUUUGCCGACACUACAGUGAAUGUCGUAAUAUCUGAUGAUGAACUGGAUAAAAACAUCUUGUCAAACGAACAGCAACUUAAAGACCCAACUGGAAAUAUAUCAUCAACUAAUAGUUUAGAGCCAAUAGACGUUACUCUUGGAAACACACCUGCUACUGUAGGCUACCAAACAUACAAAGGUGUGGUUAUUGUCAAUGAAAAGCUUUCAGGACACCUAGAAAGUAAUCCUAAGCCAACCUCACCGGAAAGGGAAAACAUAACUCGUGCAGAUGCUAACGCCAAUUUUCGAUCACCGCUUGAAAAGAAGCACCCGAUGAAACGAGCUUCAUCGAUUAAAGAAGCAAAUUUGGGCGAUGACAUAGACAUCGAUCUCCUAGAUGCAGAAGUAAAGGAAGUAACUGAAAAACUUAAAUCUCUACCGUCUCCUACGAGGUUUCCAACCAAUGAGGAACUACAGGAUAUAGUGCUAAUAAAUGAAACGGAUUUAGAAUUGAAGAAGCUGAAUAAUCAAAAUUUACCAGAAUCAAAUGAUGCAAAUUUCCCUGUUGACCUAACAGAUGCGCCAUCGGAUACGAAUAAAACCAACAAGUCUGGGACAGAUGUGGACGUAGAUAUUGAUUUAUCAGACCCCGAUGUUCGGAAAACCGUUUUCAAACUUCAAAGUGCCUUUUGGAAAAAGAAGACUAGCAAAAAUAAGACACAAACUACCUCUACUAAGAAAGAUGUACCUGGAAAGAGUGUGGAAACUAAUACUAAUAAUUUGACAUGCCGGAAUAUGAAUGAAAGUGCUACCUCGAAGAAAAAGAAUGGGACCUUGAUUGGAAAUGACAAUGGAAAAGUGGAAUCCGCUAGUGUUGGGUUAAAUCAUUAUGAGCUUGAUACCAAAGUCUAUAAUAGAACUGAAAGAUCGGAAGCACCAACAUCUUCAAUGAAAUGCGAAGAACUUGAGAAAAUAUUUCAAAGUACAAACAAUGAUACGGCAAAAGCACGACCUGAAAUCUUUAAUUCAAACACAGGUAAUCUCGUCUCGACAUCAUCAAAACAGACCACUGAGAUUGACAUAGACCUGAAUGAUACUAAAGUAAAAGAGGUGACAAGGAAAAUUCAGAACAUAUUCAAAAGAAAAAGAACUCCUUCGAAGACGGGUGAGACUCCCAGCAAGGGCGAGUCUAAGAAAUCUCUCACACGUCUGAAGUCGGCUGCUGCCACUUCAAUUGGUUCGAAGCUUCAAACAAUGCCGAUGAUAUCAACCUCGUUUUUAGAUCGCGGUGAAAAGGGAAGAAAGGAAACCAAGGCAUCGAUGGUAUCUGAUGAUUGCCAUGGCAACACUGACGAUGAUGAACGAAUGAUGCAGUCUUCUAAUAGAUACGGUGGAGGAGAACUGGCAAAGGUUAAUGACGAAGUAUCAAAAGAUAACAAAAUAGGCGAGCCACAUGGAACAUUCUGUGAUAAGACGGAAUCGCAAAGGAUAGCAGAAAAUGGCUCACAUCCGAGCGAUGAUGAUCACGACUCCCAAAAGACUGUCUCGGCGGCAUCUGAGCUUUUCUCUCCCAGAAUACCUUGCGAUGAUGGCGGUGGAGUCACAGACCUCAAUGACGCCAUUAGUGCAACUCGUGCUUGCCCCGUCCAGCCCACUUUAGUUGAAGGUGCCAAAGGUGAUAAGUUCACCCUCAACCACGAUUUUAGGAGCUCAGCAUCCGUUCACUACGUCGAUGUCAAUCAACUUCCAAUACUUCCCUCGUCAUCCACGGCGUCGUUGCUGAAAAAUCAGGAUGAAGUUGACAUCGAAAGACUCAUUACGACUACUAUGGCAACUACAGAAAGGAAUGGACAUGUUAACAUAAGCAACAGCCCUAUGCCAUGUUCUCCGACGUCAUUGACCACCGUUCCAGUCAGCCGACGAACCCGAGACCGAGAAGAUGAUGUCGACACCAGUCGUUUGCAAUCAACAUCGACGAGCUACGUCAAUGGAAAACAUUUUCAUGGUUAUCUUGAACAAGUAUCUGAUGACACCGAGUACGAGACUGCAUACUCAGAUUUCUCCGACCGAAUAGACGAACUGGAGAGGACGCUAGUCCAGGAAGAACCGAUACUGAUGAAGACUGCUACUCAACAUCACUCUCCUCGAUUUCUGAUUCGACCAAAUAACGCAUCAUGUUUCCAUGGGGACCAUGCUCGCUUUGUUUGCUGUAUGACGGGCUCACCUCGACCUGACAUCAGCUGGUUUGCUUCCGGUAAGGUCAUCAGACCGGAGAGGAACAACCGUCUGAAAAUCACAGACUACGGCGAAGACAACAAUGAUGACGCAUGCGCAUUGGUGUCUAUCUUGGACAUUGUCGAGGUCAAGUUCGAGGACAAAGGCGAAUACGCAUGUGUAGCAAUCAACCCCCAAGGUCAGGCAUUCUCUUCCGCUCAACUCGAUGUCGAGGAACGAGAUUCUGGGCCAGUUCAACAGUCUAAGAGUGCUGACGUUGAUGGGUUAAGUAGCCAACCUGAAAUAGAGACUUCAGACAGAGAUGAUGAUUUACGUCUGGCGAAACAAGUGCACAUCCCUUCAGCGUCACUUCCCAGCCAGAAGGUUCAAGCACUUGUGGGAUCAAAGGCAACAUUCUUCUGCCCUGUUGAAGGUGAGCCACUCCCGGAAGUGAAAUGGUCAAAAGAUGACACCCAUAUCACAAGUAACCAUGGUGAUGACCGCGUCACUCUCAGAGUUGAAGGUAGCAUUCAUUGUCUUCACAUCCGGGACAUCAUACCCUCUGAUGCUGGUUUGUAUGUCUGCAGUGCCGCCAAUGACAAGGGAAUCGUGCUCUGUGUCAGCCUUUUGGAAGUGCAAGAUUCAACUUGUUGGGCAGAAGAUAGUCGACAAGUGAAACAGAGAACUCCGAUGCUGGUAAUCACAGAACCUGAAAUAUUCAGACAGUUUAUCGGAGAAACCGAAACUGUCGUACCAUCAAAGAUUGGCAAUGAAGGGAGCGUUGUUCCAAAUAAUGAUUUAAAUCAAUCAAACAGCGAAACCUUUGACCAGGUCAGCAGGAACAAGUCUGAUGAAGAAGGGGUUGAUACCACGGUGAAAGAUGUCACUGUUGCAGGUACGACUCAAAGUUAUCAACUAAACUCUGGUGAAAUAACCAACAGAAAUAUGGAUGACAUACUAAACUCAGUUUUGUCCACGUACGAUCCGAGAGAAUUCCAGCAGAAUAUGUACGAUGAUAGACUAAGUGUGACCAGCAAUGACGGUGUGACCCGUAGGCGCAGUGAAACGAACAGCUCGGAGGCCUAUGUUUCAGCAGAAGGACCACGAGGUGAGGAUGAUGAUCCAUUUGAUAAGAGAGUCUAUUUGGGCACACCUGAAGGAGACAAUAUAAGCGAGCUCAAACAUCAUAAAGGUUCAAAGCGGAGGACUUCUCGUCGCAACCAUCUUAAAUCACCAACAAAAGUCAGCCAUUCACUACCAUCAGCUGACAAAGCCAUCACCGAGUUCAUUGAUUUGGACGAGGUUAAUGGUUUCCCGAGAAGUAAGUCAUCUAGAAAGAAACGACCAUCUAGUCGAAGAAAGAAGUCUCCCAUACAUUCGAAGAAUGCAGAACGUGUCAGGUUAGAUCUUGAGAAGGCCGAUGAGCUUACUGAAAAGGUGGAUUCCUGUCUAGACAUAAUCGAUGAUCUGCUGACUCUGACUUCUUAUGAUGAGAAUGAGAAUGAAACGGAAGAAAAAUUGCGUCAAAAGUUGGACACACUGGUUCAAAAAUUCGGCGAUUCUGAAUCAGAUGCAGGAAGUUUGAGCUCUAGAAGGGGUACUCCAUCUCAUCGUAGAAAAGAAAAGUUUAGCAAGGGGGAUCUUCUACAUAUGUCAGACAGCAAUGGGGAAUAUAUCGAUGGAUCAGAUGUGAAUAUCAACGUAUCAAGGAUUCAAAGUGAAGGUAACAUCUGGGGACAGUGUAGUCUUGAGGAUUCGCUGAAGGUAAUGUCAGAACUAGUGGGAAAUAUAGCGGUGACUGUUCGUGAUCAGGGGAUGGAAAAUGAAAGUACUACCCAAGCUCCUCAAGUGGAACAAGUGGCGGAUGGUCAAGAGGAAAAUGUAAACAAUAAUAACAACAGUCUUCGGAAAGCGUUAUUUGGAAGAAGUGCAAUCACUGGUCAGAAAGUCAAAAGAACACCGCUCUGUGAUUUGCUAAAACAAAGUUUGUUCAGCCAAGAGUUGACGAGGAAAAGGGUGCCACGGAGGCCCCUACCUGUCACAAGAUCACUGGACUCGGUUGAUGAUAUUACACAUAUUCACAAUUAUGAUGGAAAGCGGAGGCACAGUUUCGGUAGUUUGUAUCCACCUAGAUAUUCAAGACCAUCACGGAAUCCCCUUCUAAGGACACUAUCGAUUAGGAGAAGGAACCGUGACCAUUCAACAGAUUCAUCUUCCAGCGAUGAUGACAUUCAUGGCAGGUUGCAAGGUCGGACCAUUCUGCGUCGUCCUCGACACAAUGACAAUGGGCAAGCAUGCGGUGACUUUCCAUCUCAUGCCGGAUCUAUCGAUUCUCUGCAGGCCCACCAAGAAGAUAAAUUUCAGCAGUUUCCCGAUGGCGACAGACUGUCUUCUCCAAUCGACUCUGAAGAUUUCAGCGAUUCCAGUUUAGAAGAACACGGAAACCAUUAUCCGCAUAGUACAGAGAGACUACAUAAUCUACAAUUUGAUACGGAUAUCUUUCCGGAGCAUACAAUUGACCAGAGAGCACCUCAUAUGUUAAACGGUACGAUUGACGGCCAUGAAGACAAAAUAGGAAAUGGUACAGAUCAUUCUAAUAGCUGUUUGAAUGAGGAUAACGGCAAUGAUCCUCAGGAUGAUGGAAUUAUGACAGAAAACUCGUCGAAAGUAAUUCCCGAUGAUACGAGACCAGAGGACGGUGGAAACUGUUUAGUGCCCUCAGACCGGUUACAUGAUCACUGUUCAUUUACCAAAGAGAUGAGGCGAACGAUUGACGGAAGCCAUCCUCCUGAUAAUGGAGCCAAUGGGAACAUAAGUGACACUUGCUUUAGUUCUGGUAUGAGCCCGUCGACAGAUAGACAAGACAGCAUAGAUAUGUGAAAGACGAACCAGUCUGCCUUGUUUGUUAGUGCACUAUUCCUAAAUUCCUUGGAAUUGGAAACGUGUCCUGUGUGUUUUAAAAGUGCAAUAUUUCAUACAGAUAUUCGUGAAGAUUUUUUAAAGUUCACCUCUUUUCAGAUUUUCAUUUAAUUUUCUAUUACUAUGUAUAGGGAUAUACAUGUACCAUUGGCUAUAAGUCCAUUUUAUAUAAGUGUUUCAACUCGAUAUGCUGCAGAGGUAGUUUAAGACUGUUCAGGCAGUUCAAAAACUGUCAAGAUAGUCAAGAUAGUCAGUAAAUCUCCCCAAAGUACUGUAUGUACUGGCAAUAGGCAAAAGUUUAAUCAUUUCUAACUCCAAUAGUCAUAUUCAUCACAGUCAAAACAACCCGUUUUUUAUUUAAAAAGGGCUCGUCGUCGAGACCUGAACAAGCCCGUUGCAUUUACUCUUGUAGUAUAUAGUAUGCUUUUUACGUGCCACUAUCAAUUUGCAGGAUAAUUCUCGAGACCCUUGUUUCGCGUGGCGACCUAAACGACGGUAUGAAAGCAUCUAUAUGUGGCCAAAUAACGAAGUUGGGUAGUAAUAUAUGAUUUCAUUAUUUUGUUUACUUUCAUAUUAAUGAGCCAUAUUAUCAUUGACCAUUUCGAACGGAAUCCGAAUCAAAUUGAUUUUGUUCUACAAAAAAGAAGAAAAAUAGAGAAGCAGACUCAUGAAAGUUUGAAUAAUAUUAAUAAAAAAAUAAGAAAGUUAUGCAUCGUGAAAAUGUGUGAUCAAUUUUAUAUGGGAAUUUCAUAUAAUUGUGAUGCGGGGUAUAUAGAGACAUCAUUGUUACCUCCAAUAAUUUUUUUCUCAAGAUUUACUCUAUAUGAACAUAUAACGCAAUAUCUAUCUAUGUUAUAGUUGGUUUAUUGCCCUGAAAUAAAGAUUUUUUAAUAUUGUUGGUGAUCUUAUUUUUAAACAGAAAUUAUGAUAUAUUCAUUGUCUUACGUCUUUUACAUUAAAAAAAAUAAUUUUCCAAUUCAUAUGCUCUAACAAAGGAUGUUUUCUUAGGUGGAUUUUUCUUAUAUGGAGUGUCGUUAGAGACAUAUGAUAAUUUUGAUAAAAGCAAAUAAGGACGCACAAGCUAGAGAUUUUUAAAAACUGAAUUUGAUUAUGGAUUUAUAACCGCCAGUUAUCAGGAUUUGAGGAGAUAGUUGCAUAUCUUCACAAGCAAGAUAUUUUUAAAAACUGCAUUUAAUAAUGGAUUUAUAGCCACCAGUUAUCAGGAUUUGAGGAGAUAGUUGCAUAUCUUCACAAGCAAGAUAUUUUUAAAAACUGCAUUUAAUAAUGGAUUUAUAGCCACCAGUUAUCAGGAUUUGAGGAGAUAGUUGCAUAUCUUCACAAGCAAGAGAUUUUUAAAAACUGCAUUUAAUAAUGGAUUUAUAGCCACCAGUUAUCAGGAUUUGAGGAGAUAGUUGCAUAUCUUCACGAGCAAGAGAUUUUAAAAAACUGCAUUUAAUAAUGGAUUUAUAACCGCCAGUUAUCAGGAUUUGAGGAGAUAGUUGCAUAUCUUCACAAGCAAGAGAUUUUUAAAAACUGCAUUUAAUAAUGGAUUUAUAGCCACCAGUUAUCAGGAUUUGAGGAGAUAGUUGCAUAUUUUCUCCCUCUUUGGAACUUGUUUAUUUGCAGGUAGAAGGGAUGCUUCUUUAAGAAGGGUAUGACUUUAUUGAAGUUACAGAAUAAAAUAUGUCCCACGAUUCCUUCCCCUAUUGCACCACUUAAUCGGCUCACACAAACUUUACCAAAUUCAUUGGUUUCAUCAAGGACUUUGAAAGUACUCCCCGGGUACUCCCUGGUUUCAUGUAGUGUAGAUAAGGCCUGAUCGUGCUCCACUCAUUAGCUCACCGUCGAUGAAAUGAUUGGGAGCCCCCUACCGACGGAAAAUGGAAGUGAUAUCCGUUUUAGGGAGAGGCUUGUGACCCAUUAAAUUUCAUUUGAUGAUAUUCCCAACAGCUUAAUACUAUUUUAGAGAUGUCUUGGAUCAAGAAAAUACGAGGUAUGGGGUUCAAUCCAAAGGCAUCAGAGCCUAAGAUAAUAUCGUGGUAUUGAUGUUGAUGGACAUAAUUAGUCAAAUAUUUGAACGAACCGCCCAUUUCGCAAUAAAACAUU